Molecule: messenger RNA, 318 nt
Organism: Acaulospora morrowiae
Lineage: Eukaryota; Fungi; Glomeromycota; Glomeromycetes; Diversisporales; Acaulosporaceae
Source: the annotation of a GenBank genome assembly
AUGGAAUCAAAGCAUCUUGUGCGCCGAUAUAUAAAUUAUUAUAUUCUUUCCAAUAGAUUUCGCGAACUAUACGAGCAGGAUGGAAUAAACCGUACAAGAAAUUUACAAAAUGAAGUAAAAGCAAAAAUACUCAAUUACAAACCUGUAGGACAUAUUUCGAAAUGUGGCGACUCUCAAUCCUUCAAUUGCCUCCAUGACGGCAUUUACGACAAAGAAAUUUUUCGAAAAUGUUUGGCCAAACGUAGUUCAGUAGAUGAAGUAGGACAUCUUCACACCCAAGACCAAAAACAUCAAGAGACAUAUCUAAACAUAAAUUAA